AUGGCAGCACUUAGAGGAGUCCUUGUUUCCAGCAGCUGUAUGACAAAUUGUGUAGAAAAUGAGGCUCAGUAUUUAAGUGUUUCCACAAGUAAUCAAGAAAAAAUACAAGCGCUGACUGAAAGACAAGAGAGAGUUAAACAGGAGUUGGAAUACAGAAUUACCAACACAUGGAACAGUAUGCCAGUGAUUCAUACACCUGUAUCUCUCAAAUUUAAGCCUACGGUUCAAGGCUUAGUGAUGAAAGUGUAUGCUCCUUUCUUUAAUGAUCCUCCAGCACCACCAGGGGCACCAGGACAAGCUUUUAAUGGACUCUGGGAGUAUGAAGUUGUUGAAUCGUUUUUUUUGAACAGUCUGACUAAACAGUACCUCGAGGUGGAACUUUGCCCGCAUGGGCAGCAUCUAGUGCUUCUGCUGUGCGACGGUGAUGCAUUGGUAAAAGAACUGGAUUUACAAUUUGAAGCCAACAUUAUUGGGAAGAAGUGGAUUGGAAAUGCACUUAUUCCUUGGGAAUAUUUUCCACCUGGUGUUGACAAGAUGAAUUCAUAUGCAAUUCAUGGAUCUGGAAUUAAAAGAAUUUAUGAAGCCCUUUAUCCAAUACCAUCUGAAGAAAUUGAAGUUGGACAAGAGCCUGAUUUCCAUCGUCUUGAGUAUUUUAAAACUUUCAGUCUGAAGUGGAUUAUGGGAGAUGACUGGGAGCAACCAGAUUCAAAGCUAUGGAAGGAGCAUUGCUGUGAGAUUUUACCUUCUGACAACUAA
Orycteropus afer afer is the source of this 756-nucleotide messenger RNA. NCBI's taxonomy places the organism in Eukaryota, Metazoa, Chordata, Mammalia, Tubulidentata, Orycteropodidae. The record is from RefSeq and is a predicted model, not a curated record.